UGUUUUGCAUCGAUUUCGAUUUCCGUUUUUUCCUCAAUUUUGCUAUAAUAUUGCAUUGCAAAUAACUUCUAAGUAGUAUUGUGGUCGGAGAAACUUAUAUGGCCUCAAUUAAUUUAAGAUUAAAAAUGUGAAAAAUCAGUAAGCGUUGAACAAGAUUUUACAUCGUAGUAAUGAAGAAGCUGGCUCAAUGCACUUUUGUCUUCAAGGUAAAAGAUUUCUACAGUUAAUCAAGUUAUAUAAUUUAAAGCCUUAUAAAUCUCAUAUUUUUAAGAUGGCAUCUGGAGAAUCUUCAGAGAGAAGUAAUUUUGAUGAGGUACUUUUACAACCAUUUAACUAUAUAGAGCAAGUACCCGGGAAACAAAUAAGAACAAAGUUAACUAAGGCAUUUAAUUACUGGCUUAACAUUCCAAUGGACAAAUGUAAUGCAAUUGGUGAAAUAGUUCAAAUGCUACACAAUGCUAGUCUUUUGGUUGAUGACAUAGAAGACAAUUCUAAACUACGUAGAGGCAUUCCUGUAGCCCAUCAUAUUUUCGGCGUAGCAAGUACAAUUAAUUCAGCUAAUUAUGUGUAUUUUUUGGGAUUAGAACGAACCUUAAAACUUGGUCAUCCUAAAGCAACUGAAGUUUUUACUGAGCAGUUACUGGAACUCCAUCGAGGGCAAGGAAUGGAAAUUUAUUGGAGAGAUAACUUUUCAUGUCCAACAGAGCAUGAAUACAAAGAGAUGGUCAAAAGAAAAACUGGUGGGCUUUUUGGCCUUGGUGUUAAGUUAAUGCAGCUAUUCAGUGAUAACAAAAGUGAUUUCUCUAAAAUCAUUGCAGUCAUGGGGUUGUACUUCCAGAUUAGAGAUGACUAUGCAAAUUUGCAAUCAAAAGAGUAUACUGAAAACAAGAGCUUUUGUGAAGAUUUAACAGAAGGAAAAUUUUCUUUCCCUAUCAUUCACUCUAUCAGAAGCAAUUUGGAUGAUCCUAGGAUUAUGAACAUAAUCAGGCAGCGUACUACAGAUGUAGAGAUUAAAAAAUAUGCCUUAGAUUUGAUGGAAAAGUUGGGAUCGUUCGAGUAUAGUCGAAAUGUUCUCAAAGAACUGGAUUCUCAGGCUAGAGAAGAAAUUCAGCGUCUUGGCCAUAAUGCAUUUUUAAUAGCAGUGUUGGAUGAACUUCGACUAUGGUGAUUUUUUGCUUUGUAUUGAUCUUAAAUGUGAUACUCAGAAUAAACUUUCAAAGUCAUGAUCACUUUACAUCUUGAAAUUUAUUUAAACAACAUUAUGUAAUUAUUUUUAAACUUUCCAAGUAAAUAAAA
This is a messenger RNA of Uloborus diversus, 1296 nucleotides long. RefSeq names its product terpene synthase-like (gene qm). Lineage: Eukaryota; Metazoa; Arthropoda; Arachnida; Araneae; Uloboridae. The coding region runs from base 188 to 1168 and encodes 326 amino acids. The record is from RefSeq and is a predicted model, not a curated record. Gene Ontology annotation, molecular function: prenyltransferase activity. The transcript is spliced from 12 exons. Gene Ontology annotation, biological process: isoprenoid biosynthetic process.